AUGGGUAUGCUCGCGUUCGUUGCCCUGGUUGCUUCAGCGCCUGCUGUCUCCUACGGUCCUCCAGCAUCCCUCUGUGCCCCAACCACAGUCUUCGUGACCAUCUCUUCGCUUUCGACCGUCACCAUCUACAACCCUUCUCCAGAGACCACCUACGUUACUCGCCCUUGCAGCUCUGAGACCGACCCAGGUACUCCAACCACUACCUUGACGCGCCACAGCACUCUGGUCACCACAGCGUACCCACAAGUCGACACGAUCCUUCUUACAACUCCUGUCCGCGCCUCCACACAGCUUCCUGAGAACGCUGCGACCACGGAAGCACCAAACUACGUUGCUACGAUCACCGAGACCACCAUUCUUGUCAUCACCAAUGUUCAACUCACUCCAUACCAAUCUGGUGGCCAUCUCACCUACAGUGAGACUGCCGCUCCCAACGGCCUCCUUCAAUUUGUGGUCGAGAAUGGUACCACGUAUUGGUUGAAUGGCCAGACUCCUGCUCCUUCCCAGUCAUACAUGAUUCAAACCAGUGUCGUGACCGUUGAACCCGUCCCUGAAGCUUCUGCUACUUCUGACGAGACGAGCACGGUUCACUUGACACGCUAUUCCACUCAAAAAUUCACCAUCACCGAGGCGCUUUCUUCCUCGAGCGCAGCCAGAGCCGCAUCAAGCCACACUGAGCAGCCCACCACCAAGUCACUUUCAACCUCAUGCUUGACCAGCACUGCAUCAAGCUAUAUCGCAACCGGCUCAACAUUCACGGGAAUCGGUGCUGGAGGAUGGAAUGCAACUUCAACCACGCGUUCCGGCUCCCAGAGUGGAGCUAUUGGUUCUCCAAGCACGCUCUCUCUGAUGCCGCUACUUCCUUCCCAGCCACUUAGCCUCGCUACCACAUUCUCUCUUCUGUCUCUGACUAGUCUGGCUGCGCAGUCAGGCUUCAAUGCUUUCAGUACAUCGUCAGCGCUCGGCUCGGCCUCAACUCCUGGUGGAACUUAUACUUCUACGAUUGUUCCACCAUAUGCCAAUACCACCUCACCGGCUUCAAGAUCCUCGCCUUAUUCUGGCAGUGCGGUACAAUCUGCUUCAAAUUCAUUCCCGAGCAGCUACUCUGCAUCACAGGUCUUCAACUCCACCACCGUUAAGCCGUCAUAUACCACCGUUCCUGUGCCGGCUAGUACAACUACUCCGUCUUCGACAAGCUUGAACCAGACCUCGACAUCUGCUUCCUCCGCAGCAUCUGCUACAUCAAGCAACUGUGGCGAGUAUGGAGACUUCACACUCACCUUUGACGAUAUUCCCCCGUUGAGCGUCUCCAACCCCAACCCCGAUGACGUUCAACCAGAGCCUGUCUUCAAUCCAUAUCACCAAUUUGACUUCUCGGAUGGUUUUGUCGUCGUUCCGCCGCCAAGAUCUCCAUACCUGCCGUCCUCGAAGCCUCUGUUUACCGAGUUCAUCCCCAACUUCAACAUUAAUGGCACCAACCCCAUGGCUGGACCCACCACUGCGGAGUACGGCUAUUCUGGGGACAUUGGCAACGGCGAUCAUGGCCUGACUGGCUGUUUCAGCUUCAACAUGUAUGGAGCAUCCUUCGGCUGCGAUUCCCGCGGUCCAGACUGCGUCUUCCAUUUCACUGGUUACCGGUACAAUAGGAGCACCCGCAAUACCACCGCAGUCACCUCCCAGAGUAUCUCUGUUCCGGCUUGUCCUGCCCUGGCUAGUUGCACAUUGACCCCCAUCACCCUGGACAACAGCUUCAGCAACCUCGAUUCCAUCCGCAUCAACGUCACCGUGGGUUCCGCUCCGAAGAUCUGGUGGAUGGACGACCUCCGAUUGGGCUGGUUCGACAACUCCUGCAAGGCCGGCCUCUGCCGAGUCUCCACCCCAAUUCAUUGA
Hyaloscypha bicolor E is the source of this 1890-nucleotide messenger RNA. RefSeq lists its product as uncharacterized. Lineage: Eukaryota; Fungi; Ascomycota; Leotiomycetes; Helotiales; Hyaloscyphaceae. The record is from RefSeq and is a predicted model, not a curated record. Bases 1 to 1890 code for a protein of 629 amino acids. The transcript has 3 exons.